UUUGGUUUUAGCAUUCACAGAAUCACAGACACAGUUUCUCCUUCUUCUCUCUCCUUUUCUAAAGAAACGACGCGCCAUUUUCACUCAGCCCUGAGAACUUCAUCGAGACCUGAGUUCGCGUUACAGGCUUUACAGCACGAUCAUGAAGGACGUUAACGAAGGAAAAGACUGAUGUAUAUACUGAAUACCAGUUUGGGGUUUUGUUUCUUAGACUGAGAAAACUCAAAAGAGAUAGAAACAUUUGAUGUGUCUUAUCGGGUGUUGUGUUGUCAAGAAGCUGUAAGGACAAACAAGCAAUUAUCUCAAAAGGGUUCUGAGUCUUUUGACAAAAGAAGAGAAGUUAGUGUGUGGUGUGUUCUUCUUAAAGAACGAAGCUUUUUUCUUAGUUUCCUCUGCCAAUUUGGAUGGACUUUUCUAGUAGCGCUGGAAUGAUGAUGGAGAAUAAGAGGAAUGAUGUCUGCUCUCUCGAAAAAAACAACAUCAAACGCCAUAAGUCUGAUCUCUCUUUCAGUUCCAAGGAGAGGAAAGACAAAGCUGGAAGUAUGUCAGCUCUUCAACAGAUAGUUUCCCCUUACGGAAAGACCGACACUGCGUCAGUUCUUCUAGACGCGAUGCACUACAUAGAGUUUCUUCACGAACAAGUCAAGGUGCUAAGCGCUCCGUAUCUGCAAACAAUAUCCCCUGCUACGCAGGUGGAGAUGGAGCAGUACAGCCUGAGAAACAGAGGAUUGUGUCUUUUUCCAAUGGAUUCUACUGUAGGAGUCGCUCAAAGCAACGGAGCUGAUAUAUGGGCGUCAGUGAAGACUCCUCCAUCUCCUGCAUUGAACGUCAAGUCUCAAUCACCCUUUAGAUGACCGCUUCAGACUCGUCACAACCUACUAAGAUCUUUCUUUCUCUUAAAGCCAUUAAGAAGAUAACCAAUUAUUAUCAUUCUGAUGAUUCUCUGUAACAUAUUUAGUAGACAGAAAGACACAGAAACAUGGCUGUUAUUACUUGGCUACUAAAUGCAUCCCCUUACUUGAAAACUUAUGUAAUAGAAAACCGGAAAAGUGUUUAUCGCUUUUUGACCUGAACCAAACCAUACUGAUAACAAAUUAUUAUGAUUUUGAUGAUCCUCUAUAA
Messenger RNA from Raphanus sativus (radish), 1122 nucleotides. RefSeq names its product transcription factor bHLH153-like. Gene Ontology annotation, biological process: regulation of transcription by RNA polymerase II. The coding region runs from base 405 to 854 and encodes 149 amino acids. Gene Ontology annotation, cellular component: nucleus. NCBI's taxonomy places the organism in Eukaryota, Viridiplantae, Streptophyta, Magnoliopsida, Brassicales, Brassicaceae. Gene Ontology annotation, molecular function: RNA polymerase II cis-regulatory region sequence-specific DNA binding; protein dimerization activity; DNA-binding transcription factor activity, RNA polymerase II-specific. The transcript has 6 exons. The record is from RefSeq and is a predicted model, not a curated record.